Molecule: messenger RNA, 2143 nt
Organism: Nanorana parkeri
Lineage: Eukaryota; Metazoa; Chordata; Amphibia; Anura; Dicroglossidae
Product: protein-glutamine gamma-glutamyltransferase E-like
Exons: 14
Coding region: 41-2107 (688 amino acids)
Biological process (GO): peptide cross-linking
Molecular function (GO): protein-glutamine gamma-glutamyltransferase activity
Source: RefSeq, a predicted model, not a curated record
UGCACAUAGCUUGAAUCACACAAGGAGUACAUUGGAAGCAAUGAUGGACUUACAGGUCAUCAGCUAUGACUCGUAUCCCAUUGCAAAUAAAACAAACCAUCAUACCAAUGCUUAUGACUGCAGUGACCCAAUCUUCAGGCGAGGACAACCAUUCACCAUGACACUGAACUUUAACCGACCUCUGCAGUCAGGAGAAAAUGUCAUAUUAAUCUUUGAAAUUGGUCCUAAUCCAUCAGAGAGCUCCAGAACAAAAGCAGUGAUUCGUCUGUUUGGAGCUAGAAAUCAGAGCUCAUGGAGUGCAGUCUUGUCAUCCAGCAGCUCUAAUAACAUUACUGUGACAAUAAACAGCCCUUCAGAUGCUGUGAUUGGACAAUACAUUAUGAGUUUUGUUGGAAACUCUGGCACACCACAGCCUAUUUGUGGACUAUAUCUCCUCUUUAAUCCUUGGGAUCAAGAGGAUGAUGUAUUUUUAGCCGAUGAAAGUGAGAGACAAGAAUAUGUUCUGAACGAUAAAGGAGUUAUAUUUAUGGGAAGUGAAUAUAGCAUCUUACCUCUGUCCUGGGGCUAUGAUGAGUUUGACAGGAGCGUGCUUGAGAUUUGUCUUGCUAUAAUGGACCGGAGUGUUAACCACCAACAUGACCCAGCUUUGGAUGUUGCCCAAAGGAAUGACCCACUCUAUGUAUGCAGGGUAGUCCAUGGAACGUUGAACAGUAAAGAUGAAAAUGGCGUUCUAGUGGAAAACUGGAGCGGGAUCUAUGAUGAUGGGAUCAGUCCCAGCAGCUGGAAUGGAAGUUCUGUCAUUUUAAAAGAUUGGUACCUUAAGGGUUUUAAGCCUGUGAAAUAUGGACAGUGCUGGGUAUACGGUGGAUUACUCUGCACAGUACUUAGGUGCUUAGGCAUUCCAACAAGGGUCAUCACCAACUUUAACUCUGCCCAUGACAAGAAUGCAAACCUCUUUCUAGAUAUGUUUUAUGACAACCAUGGAACAGCCAAUGUGUCCCAGCAAGAUGCGAUAUGGAAUUUCCAUGUCUGGAAUGAAGCCUGGUUCACCCGUAAGGAUCUCGGCCCUGCCUAUAAUGGUUGGCAGGUUAUGGACUCAACACCGAUGGAGUUAAGUGAAGGAUUAUAUCGCUGUGGCCCUGCACCACUGGUAGCCAUCCGGCAAGGAGACGUUGACCUCAGAUAUGAUGUUGGCUUUAUGUUUGCUUCAGUUAAUGCUGACCUAACACUCUGGAUAACAAGUAGCGAUGGCACUAAGAAGAGAGUCUCUAAUGACACCAAAUACAUUGGCAAAUAUAUCAGCACAAAAGCCGUGGGAAGUGAUGAUCGCGUGGAUGUCACACACAUGUACAAAUACCCAGAAGGGUCCGUCGAGGAACGGGCGAUAGUUGACAAGGCACUUGAGAAAAAAAUGCUGCUUUUCAAAAGAAAAGCUGAACAGAAACCACAAGAAGGAACGGGACUCCAUGGAGGAUUUUCAUUGCUACAGAGACCAACCCUUGGACAAGACAUAGAUAUGAUACUGAGCCUGAAAAACACAACUUCAACAAGUAUCAAAGUGGUUAUGAACAUGACAUCAUCCAGCAUUCUGUAUACCGGGAAACUCAAGCAUGAGAUCUGGGCAGAUGCAAAGGCUCUUCCUCUGACUCCUAAUGAAGAAAAACUCAUAGCCAUCACCCUGACAUAUGCCCAAUACGGGAAAUAUGUAAGCGAAGACAAUGUGAUUCGUAUGAUUGCUCUGUGUGAGGUUGAAGGGACAGAGGAACGAAUUUUAAUGGAAAUGGAUGUGAUUUUUGCAAAGCUUUCAAUAAGUGUCCAGGUUCCACAACAUAUUGUUAUUAACAUUGCAGUCAAUGCAAAUGUUACAAUUACCAACACUUUAGCUGAAACAAUGAACUCUUGCUCGGUGCUGCUUGAAGGAAGUGGACUUCUGAAUGGAGUUCUGCAGGCAGAGCUGCCAGCUUUAAAACCUGGUGAAAAGGCCCAAGUCACUUUUUUACUCAGUCCUUCCAGGAUCGGCAACAGAACAUUGACAGUGACCCUCAAUUCUGACAAGAUAAAAAAUGUCAAAAGGUCCUACCAGGUCUUCGUGGCUGGGGCUCGCUGAUUCCAUAGACCUAACUGACAUUGUUUUACUUAUUCA